GACCCGCUGAGUCUUGCUGAUGUGAGCGGACGAGUCAGCGAUGUCGGCAUCGGCGGGCUCAUCCUCGGUGGUGGCAUAUCGUACUUUUCGGGACGCUACGGAUGAGCCUGCGACAAUGUUCGCAACUUUGAAGUUGUCUUGGCUUCCGGCGAAGUUGUCAAUGCUUCUCCAAAAUACAACAAAGAUCUUUUGUUGGCUCUCAGAGGAGGUGGUGGGAACAAUUAUGGAAUUGUUACACGAUUCAAUCUCACAGCUUUCAAACAGGGCGAUGUAUGGCUACACACCGCGCUGUACCCCCUUUCUUCAAGCACCGAGCUUGUGCCUGCCUUUGUGGACCUGUCUGUCAACGGUUUACCGGCAGAUCCUGACGGGCAUACAUUCUUCGUCAUGACCAAUUUGGCAUCUCUCGGUGGGUUUGCCAUUGCGAACUACCUCUACUACGCCACGUCCCCUUCAUCUGCGGGAGAGACGCCCGAGGUUUUUGCAACGAGUGCAUCCGCUGCUGGAUCAUUUCUCAAUACAACCACGGUAGCCAACAUCACUACUGAUUCCAAAGCAAUCUCUGAACCAUACGGGGGACGUAAAGCUUGGGCCGGGACCUCUGUCUACUUGGGAGAGGGGUCAACACAGUUCAGGACAUCAUUCCGUUCUAUCAAGAGCAUGCCAAUCGCAAAAAACACAAACGAGACAGUGGAACCGUUCUUCACCUAUCAGCCCGUCACCGCAAAUAUUCUGGACGCAAUGCAAAAGAACGGCGGAAACGCAUUGGGGCUCACCCCGGAAAGGGGCCCACUGGUGCAUAUUUCGGUAGUCACACACUGGGAAACGUCACAUCUUGACCAUUUUGUGCAACAGAGUGCCGCGGACCUUAUUUGCGAGAUACAGGUUCUUGCAGAGGAGAGGGGCUUGUUUGCAGGUUACACGUACAUGAACUAUGCCGAGAAGAACCAGGAUGUGUACGCUGGGUACGGGUAGGAGAACCACGAACGGUUGAAGGAUAUUGCAGCAGCCUACGACCC
Molecule: messenger RNA, 1019 nt
Organism: Colletotrichum navitas
Lineage: Eukaryota; Fungi; Ascomycota; Sordariomycetes; Glomerellales; Glomerellaceae
Exons: 2
Coding region: 388-975 (195 amino acids)
Source: RefSeq, a predicted model, not a curated record